CAAAAAAUCACGUUUGAAUUAUUUUAAACACCAAAAACUGUACAAAUGUUGAAUUAAUUUAAACGGUUCGUUUAAGUUAUUUAAAUGCUUAGUGAAAAAAUAUUAGAAAAAAUUAAUUUUUGAAAUAGUUGAAGAAUAUGCUGCAAGAAAUUAACCCUCAUUACUAACUGUCAUAGAAGAGUUCAAACACUAAACACCGUUAUCAACUGCGCGCGAACACGUUUUAUGCUACAGCGUCAGUAGCUGUGCGCUCCUAUUCACCCAACAAGAUGAACGCUCGCUCGCAGGUUUUCGACCUCACCAUCGAGGGUCGUCAAGUGGACGAAGCCGUUGCCAGCAUCUUUCAUACGGUGCUUUUCCAUCGCUGCCAAGGCAAAUACAUGUAUACGGGCGAUGCUCAAUAUUCCAUCGGCACUAUUGGCUACACCGACGUGGAUUGUGAUUUCAUUGAUUUCACAUACGUUUGUUGCACUUCCGAGGGGCUGCUGCGAACCGUUAAACGAGCCAUCAACGUUUUCAGCGAGAAGUUACGCUCCAAUGAAAGUUGCGGUUCCGGCCAAAUAAGCCUGGAAUUCUUUCAAAAACGCAAAUCGCGUUGGCUAUUCCAGCAAGAGUGCAUACCGUGGGAGGUGUGGACAGUUCAUUUAGAUCUCAUAAAGUAUGAAAACGCAGAUGAUCGCCAAAUCAGCAGAGAAAACGUCUCUGAUCUUCUAACCGAGAAAGUUAUAUACAUCACUGAGCUUAUGAAUCGUUCGGACUAUGUACCGAAGACGCCAAGUCAAAGUGAAUUAGACCUCAUUUUUGACACUUCAUAUCCCGAUGUACAGCCGUAUCUCUUUAAGUUUGAUUACACGACUGCUGGCUCACAAACGCCCUCGGUGACCAAUACCGUUAAGAAGAUAAUUAAGGAGACGUUCACGUUGUGACGUGUAAUGCUUGCGA
Molecule: messenger RNA, 942 nt
Organism: Bactrocera tryoni
Lineage: Eukaryota; Metazoa; Arthropoda; Insecta; Diptera; Tephritidae
Gene: Atg101
Product: autophagy-related protein 101
Exons: 1
Coding region: 270-926 (218 amino acids)
Biological process (GO): autophagy; autophagosome assembly
Cellular component (GO): phagophore assembly site
Source: RefSeq, a predicted model, not a curated record